Molecule: messenger RNA, 738 nt
Organism: Brugia malayi
Lineage: Eukaryota; Metazoa; Nematoda; Chromadorea; Rhabditida; Onchocercidae
Gene: Bma-ife-3
Exons: 5
Coding region: 1-738 (245 amino acids)
Biological process (GO): translational initiation
Cellular component (GO): eukaryotic translation initiation factor 4F complex; cytoplasm
Molecular function (GO): translation initiation factor activity; RNA 7-methylguanosine cap binding
Source: RefSeq, a predicted model, not a curated record
AUGCCUAUAUCGAAAUCGGAAAUUACUAAGCAAGAGUCAACCAACGACAAGGAGAAUCCGUUGGAAACAACCGAAGAAGCUGUCCAGUCUAACGAUAAUGAAGAUGAAACAAGUCAUGCUGAGCGGUCUGAGUUUGAAAAUCUUUCUGCAGCAACUCCAGAAUCACUUACACGUCAUCCGUUGCAGUGCCGAUGGGCUCUGUGGUAUUUAAAAGCUGAUCGAAACAAAGACUGGGAGGAUUGUUUGAAACAAGUAGCCGUCUUUGACACUGUUGAAGAUUUUUGGGCCUUGUAUAAUCACAUCCAGACUGCUUCGGGUCUUAAUUGGGGAAGCGACUACUAUUUAUUUAAAGAGGGUAUUAAACCGAUGUGGGAGGACGAAAAUAAUGUGAAGGGUGGUCGUUGGCUUGUUGUUGUUGACAAACAAAAACGAGCGCAAUUAUUGGACCAUUACUGGCUUGAGCUACUGAUGGCAAUUAUUGGGGAACAGUUUGAAGAACAUGGCGAACAUAUUUGCGGUGCGGUUGUAAAUGUUCGACAGAAGGGCGAUAAGGUUUCACUAUGGACACGUGACUCACUGAAGGAUGAUGUGAAUUUGCGUAUUGGGCAAAUUUUAAAAGCAAAACUUGAAAUCCCAGAUUCGGAACCGAUUCGUUAUGAAGUUCAUAAGGACUCAUCGGUGCGUACGGGUUCGAUGGUAAAACCCCGUAUUGUCAUCCCAAUGAAAGAAACGAGGUAA